Molecule: messenger RNA, 364 nt
Organism: Amaranthus tricolor (Joseph's coat)
Lineage: Eukaryota; Viridiplantae; Streptophyta; Magnoliopsida; Caryophyllales; Amaranthaceae
Product: serine carboxypeptidase-like 26
Biological process (GO): proteolysis
Cellular component (GO): vacuole
Molecular function (GO): serine-type carboxypeptidase activity
Source: RefSeq, a predicted model, not a curated record
UGGAGACGUAGACGGUAGAGUACCAAUAAUUGGAACAAGAUAUUGUGUUCAAGCACUUGGGUUGCCCAUCAAGACACCUUGGCGUUCGUGGUACCAUCAUAAUCAGGUAUUCAACCUUCUUAUCUCUCUUUUCGUACACUUCAUUUCUUUUUAUUUUAAGCUCCAACAUUAUUAAAUCGUCUUUUAACACUUGGGACUUGGGAGUGUUUUCCAUAUACUCCCUCCGUGCUUUUUUGUUUUUUCUAUUUACUUUUUGCACAUUUUUUAAAGUAACUUUUGUGCUCCAAUAUCUCUAAAUACGGAUUGUAAAAAAUUAUAAAAAAUAUAUGAUGAAAAAGUAUACAUUAAGAUGAAUUUAACGAGA